Messenger RNA from Salvelinus fontinalis (brook trout), 2344 nucleotides. Its product is annotated as secernin-2-like. Gene Ontology annotation, molecular function: dipeptidase activity; cysteine-type exopeptidase activity. The record is from RefSeq and is a predicted model, not a curated record. NCBI's taxonomy places the organism in Eukaryota, Metazoa, Chordata, Actinopteri, Salmoniformes, Salmonidae. Gene Ontology annotation, biological process: proteolysis. The coding region runs from base 110 to 1378 and encodes 422 amino acids. The transcript is spliced from 9 exons.
ACGAGACUAGACCUUUAAAUACAACCUUUGGAUACGAUCACGUGGUACAGUAGCUCAACUACAAUCUGCCUUCUCGUAGCUACCACGUCUGGUUUUGCGAUUAAAAAGGAUGGCAGAGCCUGAGCCACCCCUCUCUUGUGACUGCUUUGUGUCCUUGCCCCCUGGCUCACAAGAUGAUCACGUGAUCUUUGGGAAGAACUCUGACCGUCCUAGAGAUGAGGUCCAGGAGGUUCUUUACUACCCAGCAACCAGUCACCCAUCUGGGACCAUGCUGGAGUGCACGUACAUUCAGAUCCCCCAAGCAGAACACACCCAUGCUGUGGUCCUCAGCCGGCCUUCCUGGCUGUGGGGGGCCGAGAUGGGGGCCAACGACAAGGGGGUUUGCAUCGGGAAUGAGGCUGUGUGGACCCGCGAAGCUAUCGAUCCAGGGGAAGCCCUGCUAGGAAUGGACCUGGUCCGCUUGGGGCUUGAGCGUGCGGACAGUGCCUGGGGGGCGGUGAGUGUGAUCACUGGUCUGCUGGAGCAGCACGGCCAGGGGGGGCCAUGCAGGGAGGACCCGGCGCCCUUCAGCUACCACAACUCCUUCCUCCUGGUGGACCGCAACGAGGCCUGGGUCCUGGAGACCGCCGGCAAGCUCUGGGUGGCACAGAAAGUCACAGAGGGGGUGAAGAACAUCUCCAAUGCGCUGACCAUUGGGACGGAUAUCUCGGCGGAGCACCCAGAGCUGCGGAGUGUGGCCCAGGCCCAGGGUUGGUGGAGCGGCGAGGGAGAGUUCUGCUUCAACGCGGUGUUCAAGUCUGAAAACCCCCCCACCAGGAUGGAACUGGCCAAGAAGCGCUACAGUGGGGGCACACAGCUCCUCCAACAGCAUGAUGGUUCUGUGACGGCCAAGGUGAUGAUGUCCAUCCUGAGGGACAAGCCCAGUGGGAUCUGCAUGGACUCUGGGGGGUUCCGCACCACUGGCAGCAUGGUGUCCAUCCUGCCCCGUGACCCCAGCCUGCCCUGCAUCCACUUCCUCACUGCCACCCCCGACCCCUCCAGGUCUGUUUUCAAGCCUUUUAUCUUCUCUGAGUCUGUGACCCCAGUGUCGAGGGUGAUCUCCCCACAGUACGGCCCAGACGACCCAGUCAGGAAGCAGCCGCGCUUCCAGAGCCAAGUGGACCGCAGGCACGACCUGUACAAGGCCCAUGAGGGGGCCCUGCAGACUAUGGAGACCAACCCGGACGCAGGGAAUGCUCUGACUGAGACGUUGAGGAUGUUGGAGGGCCAGUGUCUGACGGACAUAUCAGCCCUGCUCAGUGGAGAAUCACCAGCAGAAGAGGAACUGGGGGACCUGUUCUUUGACUGUGUGGACACGGAGCUGAAGUUCUACCAGUGAGGAGCGCCCUCAUGUGGAGAUCGCUAGUGCUUGCAGUUCGGCAGGAGAUGGCCAUGGGACUGUUACGUCCUGUGCUCCUGUUAGAUUGGUUCCCUCCCGUCUCAUGCAUACGAACCCCCUUGAUGCCAUUCCAUCCAUCAUUGACACAGAAUAUAAAUGUCUUAACGUUCAUGGGAUUGGAGCGUCAUUAUCAUUUGUAUCACUUUCGGGAGCAAUGCUCGCCCCACAUUAGUGAGUAUGUGAUAGACCACUACAGGAGUAUACAGUACCAGUCAAAAGUUUGGACACACCUACUCAUUCAAGUGUUUUUCUUAUUUUACUAUUUUCUACAUUGUAGAAUAAUAGUGAAGAUGUCCAAACUAUGAAACACAUAUGGAGUCAUGUAGUAACCAAAAAAGUUUAAACCAAUCAAAAUACAUUUGAUAUUCUUCAAAGUAGCCAUCCUUUUCCUUGAUGACAGCUUUGCACACUCUUGGCAUUCUCUCAACCAGCCUCACCUGCAAUGCUUUUCCAACGGUCUUGAAGGAGUUCCCACAUAUGCCUUGCACUUGUUGGCUGAUUUUCCUUUACUCUGCGGUCCAACUCAUGAGAUCGGGGGAUUGUGGAGGCCAGGUCAUCUGAUGCAGUGUAGCUACUUUGAGGAAUCUCAAAUAUAAAAUAUUUUUUGAUUUGUUUAACACAUUUUUGGUUACUACAUGAUUCCAAAUGUGUUAUUUCAUAGUUUGGAUGUCUUCACUAUUAUCCUACAAUGUGGAAAAUAGUAAAAAUAAAGAAAAACCCUGGAAUGAGUUGGUGUGUCAACUUUUGACUGGUACUGUAUGUCUGUGACUGUGCAGAUCUGUUUCACAUUUAACACCUACUGUAAGUACGCCAUUUGUAAAACUUGCUAUUCAUUGUUACAAGUGAAUGGGGGUUAGUUGACUGACUGCCCCCAUGAGAAUGAACUAAUAAAAUAUUAGCUCUGUC